GUUGAUGCACGGAAGUUAAUUUAGAACGGACGGAAAAUGAACGCUCGUGUUCCCUCACGGCAGGUUCUUCAGUGGAUUAUAAGACAUUCCACCUCGUCUUUAUUCAGCCCCCAUCACUCAGGGAGGUGGCUGCGUCGUCCAUGCGUCCAGUCUAGGUUGUGUUCGUCAUUACUGACAACUUCAACCAGCCAUGAUCCAGUUCCCCCUCAGAGAGACACAGCGCUGUCCCUGCAGUGUCUUUCUGACAUGGGCUUCACAGACAGCCAGGCUGAGGAAAUCUAUGAAAGCGUGACCAACCCUGCAACUGCCAAGCAUUGUUCAUCAACGCUCACAGCUUUGUUUGUAUUGGGCCUCAACCCUUCCUCUGUGGUGAAGUUACUGAGCAAAUGUCCUGAGCUUUACACCACCAAGGAGUCACUUCUUCAGCAGCGCAUCACCAACCUGCGCAAACUCGGUUUAAAGGAAGGUAGUCUUCAGAGAGUGGUGGCCCACUACCCUGCCAUCCUCACUGUGCCCGUGAAGACUGUCAAACAUGUGGUGAUGGUCCUCAGAGAGAAGUGUCUGUUCACAGGGCAGCAGGCGACGGACAUCCUCAGGGACAGUCCUGCUGUGGUGCUGGAAGACCUGACUCAGCUGCAGUACAAGUUCCAGUAUGUCUACUUCCGAAUGGGCGUCAAACAAUCAGAGAUGGUCAAGAACAAAUUGUUUGGUUUCUCCCUGGACGACCUGCGCUGUCGUCACUGUUUUCUGGAGCGCCGGGGCUUAUACCAGACCCCCGACAAGAAGGGCCAUACCACCAUCAUUAACCCCAAACUGGACAGCAUCCUCAACGUGAGUCUGGACACCUUCCUGACGGUGGUGGCCCAGGUGGCGUCAAUGGAGGAGUAUGACGUCUUCCAGAGACUGAUGGCCAGAGAGUGGCAGGAAGAGGAGCGUCACCACGGCGACGUGCAAGCAGAAAGCGACGAGGACGAGGAGGAGGAGGAGGAGGAGGAAGACGACUUUGAAGGCAAGGAUAGUUAUAGGAAAAGAAAAAAGAGGAUAUAAAUAUUUAAGUAGAAUAAUGUUACACACAAGUAUAGUUUGUCAAGAAUAUUAGUUUGCACGUUCAACUGAUGCUGUUGAUGUGACUAAACGUUAACUCCUUUUCUCUGUCGUUUAUUCGUGAAAUAUUAGGACUUCAUUCUUGUAAGUACAGUCAAGGUCACACUGAGAAGAAAAAUAAUAAAAACUGCAGGAGUAAAGUUU
Messenger RNA from Nerophis lumbriciformis (worm pipefish), 1248 nucleotides. RefSeq names its product mitochondrial transcription termination factor 4 (gene mterf4). Lineage: Eukaryota; Metazoa; Chordata; Actinopteri; Syngnathiformes; Syngnathidae. Gene Ontology annotation, cellular component: mitochondrion. Gene Ontology annotation, molecular function: double-stranded DNA binding. The record is from RefSeq and is a predicted model, not a curated record. Gene Ontology annotation, biological process: mitochondrial transcription; mitochondrial ribosome assembly; regulation of DNA-templated transcription.